UGGUGUAAAUUGUCUCUAAGCAUAUACAUGUGACAUAAUACAUUUAUUCAUCAUUUGCUAAAAGCAUCAUGUGGUGUUAUUAAAUGAUUCUGGUAGCAUAGUCCCAACAUCCUGCAGCCGUCAGUAAUAUAAACAACGCAAUUUUUAUUCUUGUGAGAUAAGAAAGUAUCCUUCAACGAAAAAGAUGCUGUUGGAUACAUUCUGUAUUUUGACCUUUUUGCCCUUGUUGGCGGCUGUACACCUUCGUGAUGAUUUCAUUAAUGUUGUUUUAAAAGAUUGCUAUUCGUACGAAAAUAAUGACAAUGCCUUAACCAUGGGGACACUGGAACAGAUGAAGUGUAUGACGCAUCUUAUCUUAAAAAAUGACGAAAAUUUUCAACUCAACCCGAUCGAUUUGCUUCGAAUCCAUAUCAGCAUGACGCAUUUAAAGAAUGGUGGGCCCCUAACUCUGGACAUACCACCAAUAAUCGAGAAGAAAACGUUCGAUCUUCUCCCAAAAGUACCUGUUCACCUAUCGGAUUUAAUAAAGCGAAGAGUCAAAAGGUCGAGAAGAUAUGGAUAUGAUCGUGGAUACGGACGUAAACAAUAUACACCAUCAGAAUUGCCAAACUCCGAUCUUAAGAAGAUUAUUAAAGAGAUCUUGGAUUCACCUGCACCUGUUAUUACGACGCGUUUUAAAACUCAUUGGAAUUUAACAGAUCCAAGGACAUAUAAUAGAUCAUCUAAAAUUAAUCGGGACCAUCCGGUCAACCUCGAAAACUUAAAGUCAUAUCUCAAACGUCAUUAUCCAGACGUUCAGGAACCAGAUUAUCAAAGGAUUAUUCAAAAGAUCAUGGACUCACCUGCACCUACUAUUAAGAAACGAUUUAAGACCAAAGAAUCCAUGAUAGACCCAAGAUACGGAGCGAGAAGGAAUUCAUAUAGAAAUUCGGGCUAUCGAAGAGAUGGAGAAAACUCAAGAUAUGGGUGAAAUGUACUAUCAAAAAAUAUUCGAACACUAUUUUCCAAAUGUUAAUGACUACUUCAUUUGAAUUAGCUAACUGCUGUAAAAUGUAUUGUAUAUUUAGGAGAUAACUGUAUUGAAUUUUAAGCUCCGACGGCAUCAAUUGGGGAUUUGAUGGUCGU
Messenger RNA from Mytilus trossulus (common blue mussel), 1125 nucleotides. RefSeq lists its product as uncharacterized. Bases 185 to 970 code for a protein of 261 amino acids. The transcript is spliced from 3 exons. The record is from RefSeq and is a predicted model, not a curated record. Lineage: Eukaryota; Metazoa; Mollusca; Bivalvia; Mytilida; Mytilidae.